Messenger RNA from Microbotryum saponariae, 1880 nucleotides. The record is from the annotation of a GenBank genome assembly. NCBI's taxonomy places the organism in Eukaryota, Fungi, Basidiomycota, Microbotryomycetes, Microbotryales, Microbotryaceae.
AUGGUCCCCACGAGCGCUGUAACGACCAAGGAGAACAAUGGUCGGGAUCAGGACUCAAACACGUCGACCGCGAUCGACGAGCCAAAGACUGAGACUGCACUCGGCGGAGCUCCAGUCAUGCGCUCGCUCUCCGCGCACCCCCUAUUGUCGCCUCGCGCCAGAGGACUCAAGAUCAGGAUCAUGCGCUUCACACCGAGUUGGUUCUCUGUAACCAUGGUCAGUCAAAAAUAUGAACAUUUUACUCCGUAGUAUUGUCUGAAGACGUACUGAAUGUGCCUCGCCGCCUCCCUUUUUCCCCAGGGUACGGGCAUCGUCAAUACUUUGCUCUUUGACCUACCCUGGGACGAGACCCACGCCGCAUUCCGCGCGAUCGGUGCCGCCUUCCUCGUGCUGGAUAUUAUCCUCUGGGUCGUCUUUUUGCUCCUCACCGUCUCGCGCUACAUCAUGUACCCGAGGUUUUUCACCGCCAUGGUCACGCACGAAACCCAUUCGCUUUUCCUCGGCACCAUUCCCAUGGGGCUCGUCACGAUCGCAAGUGGGAUCGCUAGGACAGGGUCCGAGUAUGGGGUCGCGCACUCACUCAACAUUGGCAUCGUCCUGUGGUGGAUUGCGAAUGGUCGGUAAAGAAUAGCCGUAUGGUCCUGGGCAAUCAACUAACGCAGUGUACCGGUCCCCUCGCAGUUAUGAGCAUUGCUACGGCCUUUGGUGUGCCAUGUAAGUCCUACUCAACUUCACACUCUCAACAGAGCGAUAAAACUGAUGCUUCGUCUUCCAACACCACAGGGGUCAUGUUCACGAAGCAACAGCACGCGACAGAGACCUUGACCGCCGCAUGGCUACUGCCCGUCGUGCCGACAAUUACCCAAGGUGCCGUGGGCUCGUCGUUGUGUCGCCUCCUCUUGGAGGACAACCGCCUCGACUAUGCCUUUACAAUAUGGAUCAUUUCUUACAUCAUGACCGGGAUUGGAACGCUCUUGGCGAUGGGACUGCUGGUCUUGUACUUGCAGCGAUUGGUGCUGCAUCGGUUGCCGCCGAGGGAGGUCAUCAUUUCGACCUUUUUGCCGCUGGGACCCUGUGGACAAGCCGGGUUCGCUUUGAUCGAAUUGGUAAGUUAUAUUAUUGAAGUCACAUUAUGCGGUGUCUUCCCAGGUAUAUCUAGCCACUGACUCUUGGUUACGCUUCCCUUCAGGGUCGAGAUGCGGUCGACAUGCUCCCGAGGAUAGCGAGCAUGUACCCAGAUCGGGAGGGAUUGCAACAACUCGCGCUGCUGGGAGCGCCGCUGCUCGGUGCCGGGCUGUUGACGGCGCUCGUAUUCUGGGGGUGAGUCUCAACUCACACAGAAAGGAUAAAUUCUAGAGUCUCUCUGCGGAACUAACAUGAUUUUAUAUGUUCUAUUUAUGAUGCAGUCUCGGCAUUUGGUGGGCGUUCAAUGCUUUUACCAGCGUCGGCACCGAUUUGUUCAAGCGACGGAUAGCAUUCAAUAUGGGCUUUUGGUGAGUGAACAAUGACUACCACAUGGGGCAACAGGAUAUUCUUAAUGAUGUUGAAUCGUGUUGCGCAGGGGUUUGACCUUCCCCUUGGGUUCGAUGACACUGGCAACUUUUUCAUUGGCGAGGCUCUUUGACUCGAAUUUCUUCUCGUGAGUCUCGGGUCAACAAGUCAUAUGAGCAAGGACUGACCCAAAAAUACAACAUCCGGCAUGAAUAUAGUGUGCUCUCGGCCAUCAUGACCUUUGCGGUCACAUGUUUGUAAGCCGACCUUGCCCUAGCUCGCUUUUCAGAGUCGAUCUUUCCCGAGGGUCGUCCACCCUCCUCCUAUUCCUCCCGAGCCUCCAACGAGGAAACGUUCCGGCUUCUACCCUGAUCGAUCCGAACACUUGA